AUAACUUCAAGCUUGUCGGUGAUUGGCCGGGGUGUGCGGCAGGGUUUCGCUCGUACUUCCGCCUGGGUGUCAGUGGGGACCAGGAACAGGGAGUCAGCAGGUGUGACCGCUCUGUGGAAAUCCCUGUCCCUCAGUGAAUAGCUGCCCGCUGGGGAAGAUGCAAUAAUCUCGUGCCCGCAGCCCAGACGCCCAGCACAGCACCAUGAACAGCGAGGAGGAGUUCUACGAUGCCGAAACAGGCUUGGACUCGGAUAAUUCCUCCGGCGAGUACACGGACACCAACCAAAGAGGCUCACAAAUGACUCUCACCGACCAGCACGCAGCUGCGGAUGGGGAGAGGGUAGUGCAGGAGAAUGGGGUAAAGAAACACCGGACCACGCUGCCGGCCCCCAUGUUUCCCAGAAAUAACUUCAGUAUAUGGAGCAUAUUGAAGAAAUGCAUCGGGCUGGAGCUGUCGAAAAUCACAAUGCCGAUUGUCUUCAACGAGCCCUUGAGUUUCCUGCAGAGAAUCACAGAAUUCAUGGAGCACACGUACAUGAUUAAUAAGGCCUGUACCCACACAGACCCACUGCUUCGUAUGCAGUGCGUCGCCGCCUUCGCUGUCUCCGCAGUAGCGUCACAGUGGGAGCGAACGGGGAAACCAUUUAACCCGCUGCUGGGGGAAACCUUCGAGCUAAUGAGGGAAGAGUCCGGCUUCCGAUUCAUCUCGGAACAAGUGAGCCAUCACCCGCCGGUCAGUGCCUUCCAUGCCGAAGGUCUCAACAAAGACUUUAUCUUUCACGGCUCUAUCUAUCCCAAGUUAAAGUUUUGGGGGAAGAGUGUGGAGGCUGAACCCCGAGGCACCAUGACUCUGGAGCUGCUCAAACACAAAGAAGCGUACACAUGGACGAACCCCACAUGCUGCGUGCACAAUGUCAUUAUCGGCAAGCUGUGGAUCGAGCAGUACGGGACGAUAGAGAUAGUAAACCACAGUACCGGAGACAAGUGCGUGCUUAAUUUCAAGCCCUGCGGCCUGUUUGGGAAGGAGCUGCAUCGAGUGGAAGGAUAUAUCCAGGAUAAAAACAAGAAAAAGCUGUGUAUGAUCUACGGAAAGUGGACGGAAUGUUUAUGGUGUGUCGAUCCCGCGACAUAUGAAUCCUUUAAAAAAGAUAAGAAAGGCGUCGAGAAUAAAAAACCCAAACCGACCGAAGAGGAGAUAAAGUCUGAAAAUGAUGAAGCUGAUGAUAUGCCAGAGAUUCAGGAGACAGUGCAGGUCAUACCUGGGAGUAAAUUGUUAUGGAGAAUCACUAGUCGGCCCUCAAACUCUGCACAAAUGUACAAUUUUACCCACUUUGCUGUAUCCCUAAAUGAGCUGGAUAAAGACAUGAAGGGCAUUCUGGCUCCCACCGACUGCCGCCUGCGGCCAGACAUUAGGGGCAUGGAGAAUGGCGACAUGGAUCUGGCAGGGAAUGAGAAGGAGAGGUUAGAAGAGAAGCAGAGAGCUUCCCGCAGAGAAAGAGCCAAAAAUAAUGAGGAAUGGCAGACACGGUGGUUCGCGCAGGGCACCAACCCCCACACCAGAGCGUCCGACUGGAUUUACACAGGAGGGUACUUUGAUAGAAAUUUCACAGACUGUCCCGACAUUUAUUGACCCUCUUCUACCCCCAUGGACGCUAUUGCCCCCCCCCCCCGUCCCUUCGAGAUUUAGAUACCAUUUUCAUUUGGACAUUCGCUCCUGAGCGACCAAUCAAGAGAGAGAGAGCGACUCCCCUUUCCCUCGCGCAUUCACGGAAACGCCGCCGCCUACCAAUCAGGGAUUUCGUGCCGCAGUUACUAUGGUUGCCAAAUUUCCGAAUAACUGGAUGCGCCCGUGUGUACAUACGUGUGCGUGUCGCUAAUUAGAUCCGUGUACACGCAAGCAGCCGGAAAAGGAGUCCCAUCCCAAAUCAUUCUGCUUUAGUAAUUAAGCUUUAAUUGGAGAUAAGGAACGCCCCUUUAAAGAGACAGCGCCAUCUAUUCUCUGUUUCUUUUGCCCCAGGGUUGUUGCCCCGUGGGAAAGGGGGGCAAAGUGCAGUCUGAAUCAGCCACUGAUUACACCGGCCCAGCACAAAUACCCCUUGUCUGGGGAAGAAGCUGCUGCGUCAGACUGCAGACUCGUGCUUGCCAGUUUCCAUUGUUUGUGUUUUAUGCAUAAAGGUGUAAAAUAUCUAUGUGUAGAGAGAGAGAGAGAGAUGAAGGCCUGUGUUUAUAUAUUUAUAUAGAGGUGGGUAUACGUGCAUUCACAAGCCGUGCAUUUAUAUACACACAUGUACACGCGUCUUCUACAUUUUAAAGCAAAAAUAAUAAUAAAUCUAUUGGGCAGAACCCCCUUUUCAGUCAUUUGGGGGGGGGGGGGGAGCUGUUCUCCGUCGUUUAUUAAAGAAGAAAAGAAUGAUGUGCUGCUACAGGUAAAGGAAAUAAUAACCAAUUAUAAACAGUCAA
This is a messenger RNA of Xenopus tropicalis (tropical clawed frog), 2460 nucleotides long. It is a transcript of the gene osbpl2, whose product is annotated as oxysterol binding protein like 2. Lineage: Eukaryota; Metazoa; Chordata; Amphibia; Anura; Pipidae. The record is from RefSeq and is a predicted model, not a curated record. Gene Ontology annotation, cellular component: cytoplasm. Gene Ontology annotation, molecular function: lipid binding. The transcript is spliced from 14 exons. The coding region runs from base 203 to 1630 and encodes 475 amino acids.